UAAACCUGCUGGUCGAUGACGUGGAGGGAAGGAACAAUUGCUAAUGCCUUAUACGCCUUUGGGCCUCUUGUGGAAUAUAUCCUUGGUAAAGUAUCACUAAUACGGCGCCAAGAUGUCGAACCAGGACUACCAGUACGAACACCUUGGUCUUCUCCACGAGAUGUUCCAGCGGCAGGUAGCCGCAACCCCAGAUCGCGUGGCUGUGGUCCAAGGACACCGGUCAAUCACUCUGAAACAGCUCGACCGCCUCACGGACAUUCUGGCCAAGAAUCUCCUCAUUAAUGGGGUCAAGCCCGAUGCGACAGUUGGGAUCUAUAUGGAGAAGUGUAUAGAGUAUACCAUUAGUUAUAUUGCCAUUUUGAAGGCGGGCGGUGCGUACAUGCCUCUCGAUGUCUCCUACCCGCAUCACCUCCUCGAGUCCAUCUUUGAUGACGCCACGCCUACAGCUGUCUGCACCAACCACGAGUUCAGGGCGGGAAUAUCAGAAGGGUGUCCCUUCCCAUUGAUAUCACUUGACGAGGGUUGGGAGGCGGCCCUUGCGGAGGAGAAUAACAACACUACAGUCCCCGAGAGCUUGCCCCUGACUCUGGACAAUCUUGCCUAUACGGUCUACUCAUCGGGCACAACAGGAAAACCGAAAGGCAUUCAAUGUCCACAUCGGGGAGCUGUCUUCUCCUACACCUGGCGUCACGAAAACUACCCCUACAAAGAUGACGGAGAAGACAGGGAGGCCUGCAAUGUCUUCUACACCUGGGAGAUGUUGAGACCAAUUCUUAAAGGCGUGCCGAUGUAUAUCAUCCCAGACAAUGUGAUCUAUGAUCCUGUCCUCCUGUGCGACUUCCUCAAGAGUAAUAAGAUCACCAGGAUGUUGUUUACCCCGUCCCUGCUCGAGGCUGUCAUUGAUGCGGGGUUAAACAUACAGCACGCCAUGAAAACAAUGAGGGAAAUCUUGUUCUGCGGCGAAGUGGUGACCACAGUACUCCUCGAUCGCUGUGUGAAGGCCUUACCUCACGUCAACUUCAUCAAUCUCUACAGUAUUUCCGAGUCUCAUGACGUGGCCUAUGGUGACUUGACAAAGUGGAUUGAACACGAGGGAGAACGCAUCAAAGAUCGAAAGUUCUCUCCUGUCGGUAAGGUAUUACCCGGCGUUCAAAUCGCCAUCAUGAAUGAAAAGCUCAAACCACAACCGGUCGGGAUUUCUGGAGAGAUUUAUAUCGGUGGUCCCACGUUGGCACGUUGCUACCUCAACCGCCCGAAGCUCAAUGAAGAAAGGUUUAUCAAGCGACCGAGUCACCUUGAUGAAAAGUUUGGCGACCGUUUGUACAAGUCUGGCGACUGGGGGUACAUGUUGGUGGACGGAAGCCUGGAGAUCUGCGGCCGAUGUGACUCCAUGGUGAAGAUUAGAGGCUACUCCGUAGAAGUACAGGCGGUAGAGGCAGCCCUCCUCGACCUUCCCAUGGUGAAUACCGCUGUGUGUCUUGUGGAAGGCGAUGAGGGGGAAGAUAAACUUCUGAUCGCCUACGUGGUCCCCGAGGGAUCAACGUCCAAGAAGGCCUUGAGAGCAGCACUGAAGAGGGUUCUACCUUUCUAUAUGAUACCAUCUUACAUUGUGUUUUUGGAAAGUUUGCCAAUUCUCGCUUCGUCCGGUAAACUUGACAAGAAAGCACUUCCAGCUGUCGACAAAGCGUGUGAAACCGAGAUAGACGCCGAGGGUCAGCCUAAGACGCCGCUCGAGAAGACUCUAUGUACUAUCUGGAUGGAUAUACUCAAACUCAAGACCAUUGAUACGCAGGAGAGUUUCUUUGAUCUUGGAGGCCAUUCCCUCCUCGCCGCCCGCCUGCUCUCAAAACUGAAUAACGAGAUCGGCCUGGAGAUCACCGUUCACGACCUCUUUCUGCACCCGACAGUCUCGAGGCUGGCGAACCUGGUAGAGAGCAAACAGGGCAAGACUACUGAAGAACUCUCCGAAUCGUCUCUGGACUUAAUGAAUGAGGUCAACCUCCAUGACCAAGCAAUCGUAAGCCACAUGAUCGGGACCGUCCGAAUUGACAUGCAGCUGCGAGCAUUCUGGCGCUCAGUUCAGUACGGACAUCGCUGGAGCAAGGGGCGAGUCCUGCUGACGGGAGUCACCGGAUACCUCGGGGCGUUCCUCCUGAAAGACCUGUUACUCCAUAGCGGUACCAGCGUGUAUUGUUUCAUCCGAGAUGCCCCUGGUGUCCAAGCCAUUGACCGCCUGAAAGAAUCUCUCGCCAGAUUCAAUUUGUUGAGCACGGAGGGCGCGGCACCUACGGAUGAACAGCAACAACUGGAAGGGGAGGUAGCCAAGCGGGUUUACAUCAUCAAAGGCGACAUAAGCUUACGUAACCUCGGCCUAACUGAGGAGGAGUUCCAUUACCUUAGCACUGAGAUUGAUUUUGUGAUACACGCCGCCGCAUACGUCAACUUGAUUUACCCCUACCAGGCACUACACGGACCUAAUGUCCUGGGGACGCAGCACGUACUUAUAUUUGCAUGCACAUCCAAAAUGAAACCAGUCCACUACAUAAGCACUGAUGCGGUCUUCCCUCACGGCCUAAAGAACUGUAAAGAGAGUGCGGACAUGACGGGGCACCACCAGAAGCUAGAGGAUGGCUAUUCACAGACCAAGUGGGUAGCGGAACAGUUGGUGUUACGGGCCAAGGAUCGAGGACUUCCAGUCGCUAUUUACAGGCUAGGGAACCUUUCGGGCGAAAGUGAAAAGGCCUAUUGGAACCCGCAGGAUUUCAACCUGCGCAUGUUACAGACCUGUGCCAACCUUGGGGUCGCCCCAGUCGUCGACUGGAAAGUCGAGAUGACGCCUGUCGACUUCGUGAGUCGAUGCAUCGUCGACCUGACUCAAAACAUCAUAUUGGGUCUGGGGAAGAUUUUUCAUGUCAUCAAUACCUCACCAAUAAAAUCACAGUGGUUGUUCGAAUGGAUGAACGCCCAUGGAUACCCGCUGCAGAUGGUUCCUUUCAGCGAGUGGGUCAACAGGGUUCGAGAUUCAAAGCUUGGGCUCAUUGAUGGCCUGAUUAAAGAUUUUGCCAGAGACGAUUCUUUCUUCGCAAGACUGUCCACAUACCGCAAUGAUAACCUUCAGUCGGUCCUUGCGGAGAUGAACAAGACCUACCCAGAGGUCAGCCCCAGUCUACUCAGUAUCUACUUCAGCAACCUGACUUCCCGAGGAGUCAUUCAAGCUCCACAAGCAACCAGAAAUGUGUCGACGAAUCAUCAUGCUCCCCUGAAUGGCAAGGUGGCCAUCGUAACGGGCUCUUCUAGUGGUAUCGGGGCUGGGAUAGCCAAAGGUCUUGCCCGGGCUGGCAGCAAGGUUGCCUUGGCGGCCAGGCGGGUCGAAAUGCUGGAGAAGACCAAGCUGACGAUAGAACAAGAUGGCGGCAUGGCUAUUGCAGUAAUGGCAGAUGUCACGUCAAGAGAAGAUAUGAAAGAAUUGGUCCGUCACACAGAGACAAGCUUGGGUCCUGUUGAUAUCUUGGUCAACAAUGCUGGCGUCAUGUAUUACACGAUGAUGAAAAAUCUAAAGGAAGAUGAGUGGGAGAGGCAAGUCGAUGUCAAUUGCAAGGGAGCAAUGAAUGGUGUCGGGGCGGUGCUACCGGGUAUGCUUGACAGAGGAUCAGGACACAUCGUUAACAUUACAUCAGAUGCCGGACGAAAGCCUUUCCCUGGCCUUGCAGCGUACACAGGAAGCAAAUUCUUCGUGGAGGGAUUUUCCCAGGCGAUGCGGAUGGAGCUGAAAGAUACGGGCAUCCGGGUAACUUGUAUACAGCCCGGAGAUGUCAGCACCGAGCUUAUGACACAUUCCACAGAUAAUGAGGCCGUCGAGAGCUGCAGCGACAGCUCAGGAGAAAAGAAGCUGGAACCAGAAGACAUUGCUAACGCUGUAGUGUACGCCUGCUCUCAACCUUCAUAUGUUGCAGUCAACGAAAUCCUAGUGGAACCAAGGCAUGCACCGGCAUAAGAAUUUCUAAUAAACACCGGUCUAGACAUUAUGGUCUAUCUUGAGGUUAUGGUGCCAUGAUCGCUAUUCGUCAUAGUAAGAUAAAACGCUUUUUGGUCAUGGGACCUGCGUCUUCGUCAUUCAACACUUUAUUCCUGCUGCUGCCGUACAUGACAUGUUGUGAGCAGUGUGAGUGUACGAGGAAGUAGAUUCGUUGUUAUUGCUGUAAAAGACUAAUAAAAUCACUAACUUGUAUA
Messenger RNA from Lineus longissimus, 4230 nucleotides. RefSeq lists its product as uncharacterized. NCBI's taxonomy places the organism in Eukaryota, Metazoa, Nemertea, Pilidiophora, Heteronemertea, Lineidae. The transcript is spliced from 24 exons. Gene Ontology annotation, molecular function: oxidoreductase activity; phosphopantetheine binding. Bases 113 to 3994 code for a protein of 1293 amino acids. The record is from RefSeq and is a predicted model, not a curated record.